AUGGAAAACAAGUAUCAUGCUUUGAUAAAUUCAACACCAGUGGAAGGGGUGCCUGCCCGGCUGUUUGACCUUUGCAAGCAAGCGUCCGUGGUCAAGGAGUUCGUGGUUGGAGUAUCAGAAUGCUGUUUGGCGUGGAAGACAAGAGUGAACCCGGGGUUCUUGGUGCGGGCCAUGGCUGAUGCCUAUAUUCAGAGAGUCGUUUCCCCGCAGGGGAAGUUAGGGAUCAUGUAUAUUUUCAAUGACAUAGUUCAAAAAGACCCAGCAUCUUUCGCUGUGGUGGGAUUCCGUCAUUUCCUACGUAUUAUUGCCCCGUCUGUGGGACAGCUACCUGACCCGAUUAAACAGGCGCAUACGCGUGUCCUGCUUGUGCUGCAGCAACGAAAUAUCUAUACUGCUGCCCAAGUUAACCAAAUUAAAAAGACUUUCAACUUGGACCAUAAUGAGCAACAACAAAAGUUAUUAAGCGUUCUGGAAGUCACAGAUGAUCAGCAAAGACUGAGACGGGCAUUUACUAUCAGCGACCCCACAGAAAAGGGAUUAAUACAAGCUGCAGCAAAAGCUACCACUCUACUCUGCUCAGAUCCCAAAACUAGCGAGGAUGCUAUCAAUUGGGCAACUGUCUUACUCAAUACAGCUGGACUCUCCAUAGACAGUCCCAUAGAAACAUUCAAAGGCCGUAAGAUCCCGGGCGCACAUAAUCUUGAACUUAUUUCUGGGAAUACGCACGCUAACGAUACUCUCUAA
Gregarina niphandrodes is the source of this 744-nucleotide messenger RNA. RefSeq lists its product as hypothetical. The record is from RefSeq and is a predicted model, not a curated record. NCBI's taxonomy places the organism in Eukaryota, Apicomplexa, Conoidasida, Eugregarinorida, Gregarinidae. The transcript is spliced from 2 exons. Bases 1 to 744 code for a protein of 247 amino acids.